ACGCGGCACCUCCCUGCCGAAAACUCCCGCCCUCUACCAGUUCUGCGGCCAUGGUUGCGCUCAAGGGCGUCCCGAAGGUGCUGUCCCCUGAGCUGCUGUUCGCGCUUGCGCGGAUGGGGCACGGAGACGAGAUUGUUCUUGCAGAUGCGAACUUCCCUACCUCCUCCAUCUGCCAGUGCGGGCCUGUAGAGAUCCGAGCCGAUGGCCUAGACAUCCCCCAGCUCCUGGAGGCUGUGCUGAAGUUGCUGCCCCUGGACACCUAUGUGGAAAGCCCGGCUGCUGUCAUGGACCUGGUGCCCAGUGACAAGGAGAGGGGCCUGCAGACCCCAGUGUGGAACUACUAUGAAACCCUUCUGCUCCAAGCUGGCUGCGAGAGAGCCCUGAUGAAGAUAGAGAGAUUUGAAUUUUAUGAACGUGCAAAAAAGGCAUUUGCUGUUGUUGCAACCGGGGAGACGGCGCUCUAUGGGAACAUCAUCCUCAAGAAGGGGACUCUUGAUCUCGGACCCUCAUAGAGACCACUCCAGGCCCGAGAAUCGGCUAUGCCUGAACCCAGUCAGUAGGCCCUUGGCAGCACCCAGACCUGGACACCAGCCUGGGGUUCAAGAAGUUGGCAGAUCUUGAGAGACUCUGCUGACCCUGACAGGGAUUCCUCCUUCUCUGAUAUAAAAAUUGGGGUGGGGGUCCGGGAUGGUAGUAACUGUCAAUCUUUAAAGGUUUUAUACUUGUAAGCUUGUCUUGUGGUGAUUUCCGGGAAGGCCAUCAGCUCCCAGAUAAGCAGCCCCUACCCAUUCUUGAUACAUCCUCAGGUGGAAAAGCCACAUGGGAAAACGAAGCAUUGGGGCUGCUUUGAGAGCUGGGAGCUGUGCAGA
Acomys russatus (golden spiny mouse) is the source of this 869-nucleotide messenger RNA. RefSeq names its product fucose mutarotase (gene Fuom). Bases 51 to 512 code for a protein of 153 amino acids. Gene Ontology annotation, molecular function: racemase and epimerase activity, acting on carbohydrates and derivatives; fucose binding. The record is from RefSeq and is a predicted model, not a curated record. NCBI's taxonomy places the organism in Eukaryota, Metazoa, Chordata, Mammalia, Rodentia, Muridae. Gene Ontology annotation, biological process: fucose metabolic process. The transcript has 6 exons.